AUGUCCUACGAAGCGUCUGCCGCCGAGGUGGCGGAAGACUACCGUCAGGCCCUUGAAGACUUGACUACCAACGUACGCUUCGAAAUUAGCAAUCUGACCAUGAUUGCAAGAGAGCAGACAGAGCAUGCUCAGGUCAUAUCUGAAGUUCUGCAGGACCACAUCCUGAAGGCUCCUGCACACAAGAAGCUCCCAGCACUUUAUGUCCUCGACUCGAUUGUCAAAAAUGUCGGCACCCCAUAUACUCUCUUCUUCGGAUCCAAGCUAUAUCAGACAUUUAUGGAAGCGUACGCGGCAGUCGAUGGACAGGUGCGCCGUAAGAUGGAUGAGAUGCUUCGCACGUGGAAGGAACCCGUGCCCGGAUCUCUGGACAAGCGUCCAGUUUUUGCUCCGGAGGUGACACAGCCGAUCGAGAGUGCUCUGAUGAAGGCCCGCACUUCAGCUCUUCAAGCUCAGCAGGGCCGUGGGCAACUCGGCCGCGGACGACCUGGUGCGCCAUACCGCGAGACGCCUACGCCUCCCGGCGUGCGACCCGGUUCUAACCAGCCAGGACCAUAUGGCGUGCCGCCUCCCAUGCAGCAGCCCAAUGGCAAUAGAGCUCCGAGCGCGCCGCUCCCGCAUCAUCCGCAGAUGACACCCUAUGCACCUCCCCCAGCGUCAUAUAGCGCUCAGCCGCCCUCAGCGGCCCCCGGGCCCUACCAGCCCCCGCCACAGAUGCCACAGAUGCCACAGAUGCCACAUGCAGCUGGGCUAGCAGGCCCUCCUCAGGCUGGUGGGAUAAGCAUAGACUCUCUGGGCCAAGAUAUCCAGAAGCUGAUCGAUGCAUCGAAGUUGGAGUUUGCGCAGAACCCACAUGAUCAUAGUGUUCAACAAAGACUUAAGGCGUUGUUGGAUGUGCAGAGCUUGCUCCAACACCAGAACUUGCCACAGGACCAGUUGGUCCUUAUAAAGAAUCAAGUAGCUGAUCUUGCUGUAAAAGUGAGGCCGUUCUCGGCCCAGGGUCCUGUCCCUGCUGCUACACCUGUUCCUCAUCAUCCACCGCCCGCUGCUGCGGCGCCUGUAGUACCGCCAUCUGCCCCUCCUCAACAGCCAGGAGGUUUGACACUUGAUUCUCUGUUUGGCCAGGGGACUCUUGCUGCUCUGUUGUCACGGCAGUCGGCUACACCGCAAGCACCGACCCCAACGCCGCCGCCGCCGUUCCCGAACAUGGCGAUACGGUCUCCUCCUCCACAGAGGGCCGAGCCGGUACGGCAGCCCAGCGCUCCUCCAGCCACUGAUCCUAUGGCACUGCUUGCAGGCUUGCGGCAAGCCGGAUUGCUUCCCGGUGGAGCACCGAGCGCAACACCAACGCCAGUGCCUCCAGUUCCCGCUGCGCCAGCUCCGCCUCCGGGAAUGCCGAUGCUGCCACCCGGCUUGUUGCCCCCCAAUAUUGCCAGUUUGCUGGCAGGCAUGCCGCGGCCUCCGCCUCCAAAUCCCAAUCCCAACCAACUUGAUGCUACUGCACUCAAACAACAAUAUCAACCACAUUUGAUUUCAUCACUGUAUGAGAAACUUGGACCUCAAUGCACUCAAUGUGGCAGACGGUUUCAGACAGACGAGGAGGGCAGGAAGAAGAAGAUGGCACACAUGGACUGGCAUUUCAAAGCUCACCAACGGCUUGCGGAAGCGGAGAAACGAGGCCAACACCGUAGUUGGUAUGUCGACAACAAUGAUUGGCUCAAGUCAAGGGAAGCCAUCGACGUCGACCACGUGCCCCCAACAGACAACUCCUCAUCUAGCCCCGGUCGAGAAAAGAAGGAAGCAAAACCCAAGUACAUUCCUGUGCCAGACGCCUCAAGCGGAAUCAACAGCGUCUGCCCCAUAUGCCAAGAGAAGUUCGAGAACAAGUGGCUGGACACUGCACAAGAGUGGGUGUGGCUGGAUACAAUUUUGGUGGGCAACCGGGCAUUCCAUUACAGCUGUCAUGCGGAGGCAACUCAGGCACGGGAAAGUACGCCGGUAUACUCGAGGGGGACGCCCGAGCCGGUGCUUGGCAAGCGGAAAGCCGAAGAUGACCUGAAAUCUCUACGAGGAAAACUAAAGAUGGACGACAGUAAAUGGAAAUCAGAGCUAAAUUAUUAG
Messenger RNA from Colletotrichum truncatum, 2118 nucleotides. Its product is annotated as mRNA cleavage factor complex component pcf11. Lineage: Eukaryota; Fungi; Ascomycota; Sordariomycetes; Glomerellales; Glomerellaceae. Gene Ontology annotation, cellular component: mRNA cleavage factor complex; cytoplasm. Gene Ontology annotation, biological process: termination of RNA polymerase II transcription. The record is from RefSeq and is a predicted model, not a curated record. Gene Ontology annotation, molecular function: RNA polymerase II complex binding; mRNA binding.